AUGGCGCUGAGCAGAAACUUCCGGACGACGUACUACAAGACGCUAGGUGUGCCAGUCGUGCAGCAUAUUGUCGAUGUGGAGGCCUCCUUUGCGGCAAUUCUCAGUGAAAGAGCCGUGAAUGUGCCACAGCUACUAAAAGUGGCGCUGGAAUUGGGUAUCGCACCGCCGUAUCGAGCAAGGAGUUGGCUGCUACUGGCGGGGAUACUGCCACCCUAUCCAGGGCUAUGGAGCUUCGUUCUCAUGGAGCGCCGCGCAAUGUUCGAAGACGUUGUAGAGGCGGCACAGGUACUUCAUGAAAAAGAUGUGAUGGGGAGCGACGAGGGAAACGGAGUAUACUAUAACUUCACGGAGCUUUUGGAAGAGAUGGACGAUGUACAGAACGAGGAGUUGUCGUCGGUGCUGAAUCGAAAGAGACUAGUGCACUUGCAUCGCAUAUAUUGGGGAGAAUUUGCGAUGUGUGAAGCGCCCCUCUUGCGUGGGAUGGAUGAUGCAAAUUACUUGCUUGGUGUCGCCCGAGCGGUGUGUGACGUGUUGACAGACGAAGCGGAACGAUUUUGGGUCUUCACGAGGUUGUUGGAAUUGUUCAAUGAUGGACUCGAAUCUGUUGAUCCUAUGGUGCCCCUUAGCACGCUACAUGAUGCGCAACUUGCUGACUUCGAAGUAGUGUUUCUUCGUACGCUCGAUGUGAAGCGGAGGCGCCAGGCUGCAGACGGAUCGACUUCUAGUCUGCAUAUGCGUAAGAGUGGACAUGAUUAG
Molecule: messenger RNA, 756 nt
Organism: Peronospora matthiolae
Lineage: Eukaryota; Oomycota; Peronosporomycetes; Peronosporales; Peronosporaceae
Source: the annotation of a GenBank genome assembly